ACUCGCACCGAGCGGCUGAAGACCCUCCCACAGGCUGGGCAGGGGCAAGAGGAGGCAGUCUGCUCCGCUCACAGAGUCGGACAAGCCCCCCCCCCCCCCCCCCUCACCACCACUCUGUCAGUGUGGAGAAGAAGAAGGGAUAGAGGCUGAGAGGUUGAAAGACAGAGAAAGCGUACGCGUGAGAGGCAGGCUGCUUACAGGGCGGAGGAGGAACAAGGAGCACGUUCAGCAGGAGCAGAAAGGAGGAGGACAACAAGACGGGACUUCACCUCCACGGACACCUGGGAAGCAGUCACUGUCCCUUUUUUUUUUCUCCUCCUCUCGCUUCCGGAGCGCGUUGGAUUGACUAACGAUCAGUGGAUUUUUUAAAUGCCACAUCCUUGAGAAGCUGGGAUAAUUGCUGCGCUCCCCAUCUCCUUCCACGCUGCGGAGCGACCUCCUGCCUUGUGAUUCCCCUCCUCGCACAAAGCGCAUCUGUUGGGAAAGCGGCGCUGAGGAUAUCUCCCCUUCUGUCUGACAGGACGGCACGCAGGCAUCGCCAAAUCAGACGAGAGGGAAAGAGCGGCAAAGGGAGAAGGGCAGUGAGAGAGUCCGACUGGAGUGAAACGGCUGAAACCGAGAAGUCGCCCUAUACAUCCUCUCCCAUUUUCCUCGCCAUUCCUCUCCUCCUCCUCUAUUCUUCCUCUUUUUCUCUCCCGGUUUCUCACCGUUUCUUAGAUUGGCAGAGUUCCUGCCACCUGGAGUGCUGGGCUCUUCCCUCUUCCUCCUUCUACCUCACUCUAACUCUCCCCUGGAAAACAUUGGGCUUCUUUGGAAAGAUUUCUUGCGAUCGAGCAGCGAGUGACUGAGAGGGCAUCUGCCUGGCUUCAAGUGUCCGGACCGGCGCCGCGUAGUUUGUGGGAGCGUUCCCUGUCAGAGGCAGACCCGGUCUGUCCGGCUGAAAGAGCCCGUCUUCUCCCCCGGGGAUCGGCUUGCGACAGAACGCUGCAGACGAGGUUGGGAUUGCACAGCCCCUCUGUCGCCUCGGUCACGUUGCUAGCUACUUGGCAACUCCCGCCCCUGUGUCACCGUUCCCUGCCCCAGUGCUAAGGAUUCCAGCUACAUGGGCAAGCGUUUGGAGCAGCAGCCAAUGUACCCUCAGUACACCUACUACUACCCCCACUAUCUCCAAACCAAGCAGCCCUAUGCUCCACCCCCUCAUCCCAUGGCUCCUCCCAGCCCCAGCACCAACAGCUGCAGCCAGGGAGGCGCGGAGCAGCUAAGUAAGACCAACCUCUACAUUCGCGGGCUGCCGCCCGGGACCACCGACCAGGACCUCAUCAAGCUUUGCCAACCAUAUGGAAAAAUAGUGUCAACUAAGGCUAUUCUGGAUAAGAACACUAACCAGUGCAAAGGCUAUGGCUUUGUGGAUUUUGACAGCCCCGCCGCAGCCCAGAAGGCCGUGUCGUCUCUGAAGGCCACUGGAGUCCAGGCCCAAAUGGCCAAGCAACAAGAGCAGGACCCCACCAACCUGUACAUCUCCAAUCUGCCAGUGUCCAUGGAUGAGCAGGAGCUGGAAAACAUGCUCAAACCCCUGGGACACGUUAUCUCCACAAGGAUACUGAGGGAUGCCAAUGGAGUCAGCAGAGGAGUGGGCUUUGCCAGGAUGGAGUCUACAGAGAAGUGUGAAGUUGUGAUACAACAUUUCAAUGGAAAAUACCUGAAAACCCCACCAGGCAUUCCAGCCCCCACGGAGCCUUUGCUGUGCAAAUUUGCUGAUGGAGGGCAGAAGAAACGCCAAAGCCAGAGCAAGUACCCCCAGAAUGGGAGACCGUGGCACAGAGAAGGCGAGACUGGCAUGGCGUUAACAUACGAUCCUGCUGCGAUGCAGAAUGGUUUCUACUCUUCGCCUUACAGUCUCGCCACCAACCGCAUGAUAGCACAGACGUCCAUCACGCCCUUCAUCGCUGCUUCCCCCGUCUCCACAUAUCAGGUCCAGAGUACGUCAUGGAUGCCUCAUCAACAGUAUGUUAUGCAACCAACAGGUGCAGUGAUCACGCCAGCAAUGGACCCCUCCAUGUCCAUGCAGCCUGCCAGCAUGAUGGGCCCUCUCACCCAGCAGAUGAACCAUCUAUCCCUGGGCACCACAGGAAGCUACAUGACCGCUGCAGCCGCUGCAGCACCUAUGCAAGGGACCUACAUUCCCCAGUACACUCCUGUGCCUCCGACAGCCGUCCCGGUGGAAGGAGUGGUGACAGACACCUCGCCUCAGACCGUGGCCCCUUCGUCACAGGAGCUGGGGGGCCAGCAGCAACAGAUCCAGGUGGACGGGGCUGCCGAUCACGUUCCUGCUUACUCAUACCAGUCCAAAUAGCGACGGCCGGAGCGAGGGUUCCUGUGACAGCGUUGCCUUGACACAGAAGGUGGCUGCACUGUGAAUGUGAGGGGAAAAAGAAAGAGAUUGCUUCCAGAUUGCCCAGGCACCAAAAAACACAAAAACCACAUAAAAAAGACACUUUUUUUCAUUUCCCACCUGGCCCACAAGAAGAAGAAGAAAAAGGAGGUGCAGUCCUGACGGACGGAGGGGGAUGAGGGGAACUUGUUGGGCUCGGUGCAAAGACGUCUGGGAACCUGGCUAAAGGGCUGGGCUGAAGCUUGAAAAGUUUCUCAAAGAAAAAUUCUCAUCCGAUUAAAAGAAAAGACAAAAAACAAAACAAAAAAAAACAGCAAAAAUCCGAGAAAAAAGGUGGUUGCGGAGGUAGAUGAUGAAGUUUAUUUUUUAAUUAGAAAAAGGGGAGUCAAGUUUGAGAUACACAGAGAUUGUCUUCCUCAGAUAUUAAGCUACAGUUUCUUUACAGUCUUUUUUUAUGUUCUAGUGUUCAAACUUAGUUUUCUAGAUGUAUUCAAAAAAAAAAGUUCCUUUUCUUUUCUUGAAUCUUCAUGGCCUUAAUUUUGAAGGGCGGCAGAAACUUUUACUUUGAAAAGUCUGACGUCUCGUUGUGUGUGUGGGGGGGUCGUUGGGAAAGCAAACCGUCUCUUGGAGCGUUCGGAUCCAAGAUUUUGAAUGAGUUGCUCUAAAGAGGAAAAACAGAAUCUAUCACAUAAGCUGUACAGAUUUAAUAGAGAUAAAAACUUGUUUUCCUUUUCUUCAUUAGAAGAAAACUUUGAUAAAUAUUAUGUCAGAGGUAACUAAAUGUCAGAAGUAAAAAAAAAAAAUGUCUGUUGUGGGAAAAAAAAGACUUAAGUGGGGUGGGAGGGGCUAAAGCAUUGAAGAGAUUUUUCACAAAGAGGAAAAAAAAUCCGCAGACGAACUGUGGAUGCAGUCUUCUUCUUCUUUUUUUUUUUUUUUUAUUAUCGUUAUUAUUUGACUUGGCAAAGUUGCUGUCGAGGACAUUAGUGCUUUUUAUCUGCCACCUUUUUUAAUGAGCUUUUUAGUCCGCUUUGCUCGUCACACCGCAAAAGAAAGAAAACGACAAAAAAAAAGACAUAAAAAGGAAAAAAUUGACACAAAAAUCCUGGCAGUGAAAUAAAAAAUUAAAAAAAAACAGUAGUUUCUGUAGGAGCUUAUGGUUUCAACCAAUCAGUGCAAAAGCAAUAGAAGAAAUUGUUGACAAUUUCUGUAGUUGUGGAUCAAAUGCAGCCCACAGACGGCCAUUUUUAUACCAAAGAUGAAGAGACACUCUGAACCAGUUUUUAUUUUUCUUUUCAUUUUCCUGUGAUGUUGUUGUGGAUGUCGUUGUUGAUGUCGUUGUUGCCGUUGUUUUUUUUUUUUGGACCUCGUUGGCCGGACCACUCCCUCUCCUCCUUUUUUCAUGCGCAUAAAAACACGCCGCAGUUCAAACUGGUGCCACUUUUAGGACAGUAUUUUAGCACUACUUCCUCUGGACCUCAUCCUUGUCUCCUUCUGUUCGUCUCGUCUGUGAUGCUUCCACGCUUCCUGCAGGAACUCCGCCUCUAUUUAAAAAAUCACGCAGGGAAAAAACCUUUAGGAAUCAGACACAGGAAUGUCGCAUGAUCCGCUCCGGCGUCCAACACUCAUCAUGUCACGCCUCUCUGAGAUUUCUGUCUCGGUUUUCUGACGGUUUUCUCAGAAAGAGAAUGUUUUUUUUUGUUAUUUUUGGUGUUUUCUCUGAUCCCCGCAACAUUUGCCGCUUAAAGUCCCACUCCGAUCAUCUUCUGCUCUAUUUUCUGAAUCAGUCUUUUACUGAUGAUGAUGUUGUUUUUAGCCAAAAUCCAAAGGAGUUUAUUAGAAAUAUACCUCUGAGAUGUGUGCGGGACUGUUAGUGCGGAGUAAGCCCGUCCCCCCUUCCCAUCUUCCAUCUGUUUACGAGCUCUCUUGCUAGCCAAACGUUAGCAGUGCAACAAAAAUGGCGAGCAAAACAAAGACAUAGAUCUAUUUGUCUGCAAGCAGGAUGCAUCAGCAAGGGGCGGAGCAGGGAGCUUGUGGCUCCGCCCAUCAUAUUUUUUACAUCACAAAUUGAUGCUUUUUUUCAUCUGCUCCUGAUUUACAACAAUUUGAAGGAAAGAAAAUACUCGAACGCAAUUUUAACCUUAACCCUAUUAUCAUCAGAAAAAUGCCACAAGAAAAACGUCACCAUUUUCAUCGGAGUGGGUCUUUAAAGAAAUGCAAACAAUUACAUUUGCAAUGAUUGCAUAAACUUUACGGCGCCUCAUAGCUUCCUGAUAAUGCAUCCAUGAGCCCAGAAACAUGUAUGAAAACAGAAUUUAAUCAUCCUAAGAACUUUGCUGCACAAUUGUGUCUUCAGAUUCAUUUCUGAUGCUUUGUUCGCAACAAAAAGAAAUUCUUUCAAUUAUUCAAUUUGACACAAAAAGCAGCAGCUUCUCCUUUAGGAGGAACGUUUUUGUUUAAGGAGGUAAAAAUUCUCAACUUUGCUUUUUACUGACUUUUAUUUUAAGCUCAAGUGAAUCACCACGAACAAAACUUUUCACACUUUAGCUCACUUUUAUCGGAGUACAAAGAGCACAAGUUGUUCGAGACCAAACCACAUGGAUCCCAGUGAUCAUGUUGGGCUUUUUUUCUGUCACAUUUUUUUUUCUGCCUAAAGUUUGACUCUUGGAAUCCAACAGAUGGUUUUUUAAUCAGAGCCAUGUGGGAAAGGCGGAUCCCUCGUCGCAUCCUUGAAGCUCCCUGAUGGAAAUGUGACACGUAAAGCUGACGGCUCUAUUUUCCUAAGGAACGCCCGAUGACGGCCCCAUUUCUGUUCCUCUAAUCUAGAACGCUCAGCUGGUAUCUCUGCUUCCAGCGAUCCGAUAAAGAAAACACUAUUUUCUUCAAACCUCCCGGACCGAUAACCUCUUGACUUUGGCCGCUGUGAUGUUGACGGCAGCCGUCGGAAGCUGAUUGUUAAGCUCACAAAGUGGGCACCUGGAAACCAGGCAGCUUCUCCGCUCAGCACCUUCUCUGCAGAGUGAGAUGACAUCACUUCCUGCCAUCACCGUGACACUAACAAGGCAUCGCAGGGGCGUGUUUAAAGCCAAAAAGAGAGCCAUCGUCCCUAACACCUCCCUGAUUGUUUGCCUUGUAAAAGUUCAGUGCACCUGUGGGAGCUAAGUGGGCUCCUCAGCAGCCAUAAUAAGACGUUGAUGGCAGUCAACGUGUCACUUACACCCCUCAUUAUCUCAGCAGGCUUGCACAAACAACCUGGUCUCCUCUGAUCUCGGCCUUUUUUCUCUGUGACUUGGCAUCUGAGGACCGUCCCUAAGGAAAGUGCCUGCAGCCUCUUCAGCCGCUCGCUCUGCUCCAAAAACACCAUUAGUGUGCUGUACCUCAGCCGUGCUCCUUUCGCUGCCCCCCCCCCUUGCCCCCUCCCUCCGAGGUUUCUCCUCUUCAUUGGAUGCUGGAGAUGCAGAACCACAAACCAAUUGAAGUCUGUCUGGUAAUGAGGCUUGACGGGCCCAAUUUGUCUCCCUCUGGGGCAGCGGGAUCCACUCCGGUGUCGCUCAAAAGCCCCCUUUCUCCUGAACUGAGGGAGUUCUCUGUUUGCUGACAACUGCAAGUGAGCGGUGUGGUGGUGGGGGGCACAAAAUAGUCAAACAUUGAGUGCCUUUUAACAAAAGCUUUUAAAAGAUUCCACGGUAACCUUCUGUCCCUGAAAAAAGCACAUGGAGCCUUUCAUGAGCACGAGAUCGGAUAACCCGGAGAAAUCCGCUGUUUGGAAAUGGGAUCAUCAGAAGGUCCAUGUUUAAUGCCCUUUCACCUGAACAGGCGCUGUGGGGUUUGGGGUGGUCCGGGCCCGUGGAGCGGCCACAUCUGUAGAGGAGUGCCGGUGUGUCUAAUGUCACAAACACACCAGGCAUGUGAAGCUUUUAGCAAACGGUUUGGUUCGGCAUCCACAGAAAAAAAAACCUUUAAAAAACUUUUUCGGACAACCCUACGCCUCCAAAUGCCUCAACAAUUAAAGGGGUAGGAAGAAGCAGUAGGGGUAGGGGAAGAAUUCGCAUUUGGCCUUGGUGUCAUAGAAUUUCGAACGGAAAACAAACCACAAUUAUUUAUUUCUCCUUUUCGAUCAGUUUUUAAAUGAUUGGUACUUCUGUGUUUUGAAAGGACACUAAGCAGACGUCACUACCAAAUCCGAGUCCCUGAUUGGUCAAAGUUCAACUGGUUUAACUUUUAAUGCACGUUCAAUAGCUGGGCGUACAUUCGUAGAGAACGCAAGAGACAUAGACGUUUCCUUGAAUGUGGUCGUUUGAACGCGCGUUUGCCGAGGCCGGUUUGAAUGUAACUCAGUUCCUUUGAGGUUCAUACGGCCACCUUAAGGGACAUCAUGGAAAUGGAACGUACCAUUGUCGUGUAUAGUCAAACAUUGUGUAUCAUGAAGUAUUGGUGAGAAUAGUGACAGUUACGCGCAGCUACGACGUUCGGGUACCCCUGUCGUACGGCGUCCACGUGUAUGCACAGGGUGUGCACAUGAGACGCAAACAUAUCGCACAAAAACUACCCUCUGAUUGUUUAACUUCCUCCUUUCUAACAGUCAGGCUCCAUGUAAAGUUGUAUAAGUGUUCACUCCAACCUGUUGCCUGCUGCGAACUACUGCAGCAUCUUCAGGUUCAUUGAGGGGUCUACGAUCUUCAAAUUUCCUGUGGGCUGUUGGGCGAAGGUUUUGGCUCUUUAUGUGAUAGAUUUCAGAAACCUACUCACAUGAUGUUAGACGAUCAGAUCUUCUGCCGGUGUGUUGCAGGCAGGCGUACCACCCGUCGUAGCAAAUGUGGCGACCAAUUCGUCCGCAGGGAACCACGACCGCGCAGACAUGAAACUCCAAAAUAAAUCUGCAAAAUAUCAGCUGUUGAAGGAGAAACAUCUUAACCCAACGUGUCAUUGUGUGAUAUCAGCUAAAGGACAUUGGAAUGUUCUGUCUAUACAAUGGGAUGUUCGAUGUGCACGUAUCCGUUCUUUUAGAGAAGCUUCAAAACGUCCUGAUGUCAAUUUUACGGAGUAAAUCUGCUCACUGCUGCUAAAAAGUCUUUCCACUGAUUUCUUUGCAGAAACUAUUUGUCUCUGAAUUUCUUCAGUUCAAUUGAUGACAAACAGAAAGACGUGAAUGAAGCUACUUUACCUGCUGAAGAGUCUGUCUUCCAUCGACUCCUAAAGGUCAGAGGUCGCGUCUACCGUCACUCCAGACCAUCUAAAGACCAUCCAGCUCUCCUUCUUGAAUUGAAUCUGCCUGCCAAUAGCGUCUGCUGUGUCUCCUCUCAAAGCUUUCAUCUGCCGGCGAACCGGCCUUUUGGCGACUGUGGUCUUCUUUCUGGACGUUUCUCUGGAAGUCUAAUGGGAGACCAGAGCUGCUACACCCAGACUGAACACGUUUUUGGUCGUCUGUCUGCAUUAUUGAAUUACUGAGAAGAUCUUUUUUUUUGUAAAAACUUAGUUUUUGAGACUUUCUGCUGCUGUUUCAGAGCAGAACAUCCAACACGUGGCCAAAAACUCAGUCAAAAGGAUGUUACGGUACAGAGUGAUUGGAGGAAAAGCUGCACAACCAACAACAUCCGCUCUGCCUUGUUACUUUUCAGUAAAGAGAGACAUUGGGGCGGAUGUUUGUGAUGGAUGUUUUACACCAAUUGGUACCCGACAAGCAGAAAUGGCUUUUUCCUAAUAGCACAACGGCAUGAUGUACUUUGUAGGUAUAAAAAUGCCUCUUGGAAUUCUGCAGACGGCACGUCUGCAAUCCUAAGGAAGCGGAGGCAGAAAUCAGUCGGCGCCUGCGUCAGCACAAAGCAGGAGUCGGCUUUACCGGGAGAGGAAGGGCAGGAGAGGAGGAGGAGGAGGAGAGGCCGGUCAUUAGCGCUUGUUGCUGGGCAAACGCCGUCCUCGUCUGCAGUUCGUACGCCGACAUCUUCUCGAUACAGAAUUGAAGAUGGCGACAAGUGUGAUCCAUCACGAUCCAGGCCGCCGUUCUUCUUCUCACUUGCUGCUGUCGCAGCCGCAGUCCGUCAGGUUUGAGCGCAGCUGCUGGUCGCGGCUCGCCACGUCCUGGGCGCCAUCGAUCUCAUCCGUCCCUCCUUUAGCAUCUGUACCUCUGAAUCUGCUUUGAUGAGCUGGUGACACUUUCUUACCCUGCCUCCAACCAAAUCACCUGACAGGUGAGGGGAAUCCUGAUCUAGUUUAGAUCGGUUUGAAGGAGAAGGCAGAAGGUUUCAGGGCUGAAUGGCGUCCUGUUGCAGUAAAGUUUAUGCAAUCAUACUUUAAGACCUCAAUUUGCUUGAAGUUCCACUCCGAUCAAUUUUUGAUCUGUUUUCAAAGCGUUCCCAUUAGGAUUAUCCCGUUUCUUCUUUUUUUUUGUCAUUUUCUAGUUUCUGCAGAGCAGCAGGAGUUCAUUAAAAAUCGGAGUUGUGGCUCUAAUAGAAUCUUUUUCCAACAGCAUUUUUUGUCCACUCCUAAAUCCCACUGAUUGAUUUUUGAUGUCUUCUAUCAUCAGAAAAAUGUCACGAGAACACCAUUUUCAUCGGAGUGGGUCUUUAAAAAAAAAGGAUUUGAUCUUCAAUUUGAUGCACCAAAACAGGCGAAAAGGAUUCAUUUCUACUUUCGUUCAGUUUUUCAUUCAUCUCCAGACUUCCAUCCAUCCGUCUUUCUCUUAAGGCAAGGUGCUUUUUUUCCACUGCCUGUCAGUAAAAAAAUAAAAAAUCCGUCCUUCCGCCUCCAUUUUUCCAGAACCACUGCCACCUCAGUGUCAAAACCGCGCUGAUCCGGCGCAGUCCAUGUCAUCCUGGAUAGCUGUGAGGAUCUUUCCGGUUCCUCCUCUGAAUGGACUCAGAACCAUUCCACACUGAUUGUCGUUUGUUUGCAAACCAGUUGUUCAGAGUUACUCUUGCAGAAUGUCUCCCACUGCAGAGGGUGGGGGGGUGGGGUGGGGGCUGUGGCUCAAUAACUCAUCGCACUUUCCAACGCUCACGCAGAACGCAGCGGGGGGAAAUUGCCCUCCACUCCCCCCCACAAACCGGGCCCUGGGCUUUUAAUUGAUGCUUUGGUCCCCCUGUGAUGAGAGCCAUCGAUUGGCCACACAGCCGCGGCUCUCCUGGAGUUCAAACGUCUCCCUGACAAACACAGAUUCUGAUCAACCGCCAGGAAAAAGGCCACCGAGUGGUUGCAGGGUGGCGGGUGCAGCGCUGGGGGGGCUCAUUUACCAGAUAAAAAGAGGAACUAUUUAUUAAGACAGCAGAGCGGUUCUUUUUUUUGUGUGUGUUUAUUUUUUACUUGCUUUCAGCGCCGAGGACGACGUGGUCCCGCCUCGCACACGCUCCUCAGUGUGUGAGAUCUUUGAAAAACUAUAUGUACAUGUGUGGAUGUUAGGAUUCGACUUGGGUUUUUUUUAGUUGUUGUUUUGUUUUUGUUUUUUUUGUUUUUCUCUCUGAUGAAGCUUUCAAUAAAAAAAUCUGGAAAAAUC
Molecule: messenger RNA, 9878 nt
Organism: Oryzias latipes (Japanese medaka)
Lineage: Eukaryota; Metazoa; Chordata; Actinopteri; Beloniformes; Adrianichthyidae
Gene: rbms3
Product: RNA binding motif, single stranded interacting protein
Cellular component (GO): ribonucleoprotein complex
Molecular function (GO): RNA binding
Source: RefSeq, a predicted model, not a curated record